Messenger RNA from Brenthis ino (lesser marbled fritillary), 381 nucleotides. Lineage: Eukaryota; Metazoa; Arthropoda; Insecta; Lepidoptera; Nymphalidae. The record is from the annotation of a GenBank genome assembly.
AUGAAAAAAAUAACAGUACUAAGAGUAAGUUAUGUUUUUACUCAAAGACGAGAUAUAUUCUUUGAAACAAAAAAAAACAACGAGAGCAAAAUAUUAGUUUUCAAGACAUUUCAUCAUAGUUUGUUUACGCUACGCUCGCGAGACCGGGUUUUGUUCAGGCAGGCUCGAACACGUUCCCUGUGUUUGCGCAAGUUGUUAAAAAAGCCCGCCCUCGCAUCGGGGCGCCCAAUUACGGCGGCGACGUUGCUGAUUGGGCGUAAUCGUGUUAGCAUCGGAGACAAACAUGAUGAGCCCGAGCCCCCGGUUGUCGGUGCCGCGUAUUGGUGUCGCAGACCGCGUGAAGACAAGCUGGCCCAGGAUUUUACUUGCGAGCUAAUACAC